Triticum turgidum subsp. durum (durum wheat) is the source of this 930-nucleotide messenger RNA. The record is from the annotation of a GenBank genome assembly. NCBI's taxonomy places the organism in Eukaryota, Viridiplantae, Streptophyta, Magnoliopsida, Poales, Poaceae.
AUGGAGAAGUACGAGAAGCUGGAGAAGGUCGGGGAGGGCACCUACGGCAAGGUGUACAAGGCGCAGGACAAGGCGACGGGCCAGGUGGUGGCGCUCAAGAAGACCCGCCUGGAGAUGGACGACGAAGGGAUCCCGCCCACCGCGCUCCGUGAGAUCUCCCUCCUCCGCCUCCUCUCCAGCUCCCUCUACGUCGUCCGCCUCCUCGCCGUCGAGCAGGCCACCAAGGGCGGCGGCGCCGGCAGUGGAGGGAAGCCCGUCCUCUACCUCGUCUUCGAGUUUCUUGACACUGACCUCAAGAAGUUCGUCGACGCCUACCGCCGUGGGCCCGCCCCUAAGCCGCUCCCAACGCAGGUCGUCAAGAGUUUCUUGUAUCAGUUAUGCAAAGGAAUUGCACACUGCCAUGGCCAUGGGGUCCUUCAUCGGGAUUUAAAGCCCCAAAAUCUAUUGGUUGACAAGGAGAAGAUGAUACUGAAAAUUGCAGAUCUUGGGUUAAGUAGAGCUUUUACUGUUCCUAUGAAAAGCUACACCCAUGAGAUCGUGACGCUUUGGUAUAGAGCUCCUGAAGUACUGCUUGGAGCAACACAUUACUCAACCAGUGUUGAUAUUUGGUCCAUCGGAUGCAUCUUUGCCGAGAUGGUCAGAAAACAGGCUCUUUUCCCUGGUGACUCUGAGUUACAGCAACUGCUUCACAUUUUCAAGCUGUUGGGAACUCCUACCGAGGAGGAUUGGCCUGGAGUAACUGCUCUGAGGGACUGGCAUGAGUUUCCUCAGUGGAAAGCACAAAGAUUGACACGUGCAGUCCCUACACUGGAACCAGAAGGAAUUGACCUGCUAUCGAAAAUGCUCCAGUUCGACCCGGCGAACAGGAUCUCAGCCAAAGCCACGCUAGAGCAUCCCUAUUUCAACAGCCUCGACAAGUCUCAGUUCUAG